CUUCAUUCUGAUUGGCUGAUGGAGCUGUCCAUCAUUUGUGGGCGGAGUCAGGGCUAUCCAGCGCGUGGUUGUGUGUGUGUGUGUUCGGGCUCGUGCUCUGUGUUUAAUCCUGCUAAGAGAAAUGAGAGAAAGUUCACACGCUUUGAGGAGAUACUGCUGAACUCUGGAGAGGUGUUCUGAGGUGGAGAUGAUGUUCUCAGGAGAAUAAACACGAGAUUUAUGAGAUUAAACUCAUACCGGAGCUGUGUUAGGUUUCGCCGUUUUCUUUCCGCUUGCUCCUGGAUUGCGUGCUCCUCCCUCAGAGUGACCUUUGUCUCCUGUCGGUCCGAGUGAAUUCGGUUCCCGGGGUCGGGGUUCGCCGAUUAAUCCGCGUCUCUAACAGGAAGUGAUUCCGAGAACAGCUGCUACUAAACAACACGUCGUUGUGAUGGAACCCGGAGACUCAUGAACUUAACCAUGAAUUCGACAGAGUCGGAUUGCUAGCUGACCAAAAGAUGAUGAAGACGACGGUUGUGCAGAUUGUGAAGCUCUAGCUGUGUAAUGAUUACUAGAACUGGUCAGGGAUGGGGAACUCGGAGAGCCAGUACAGCAUUCAGGGGUCUCGGAGCAGUAGCUUCACGCUCCCUAACAGACAGAAGUCCUAUUCAGUGAAGCUCCGUUCUUCCAAAGAAGGCUCACGAGGUUCCGGGUACAAAUCCAGAACGGUAUCGCGCGGCUGUUUGUCUCAGCACAAGGCGUCCGGUCAGUCGUCCAUGUCGAGGCACCAUGACUACGUCGCCAAAGGAAGAGAAGCGAAGAGAAGGAUCAGCGCUCAGUGGAGCGGUUCUCCGAGAGAACGGGCGACGUCUGAGGACGGACGGGUUUGUAACGGUCACGCCGUGAACGGAUACAAGACACCCGAGAGGAAGGUCGAACCGGAGGUACUGGAAGAUCAGAGCAGCCCGAGAGUCAUGAUCAAGAGUGACGGAAGCGUCCGGGUCGAGUUUAGCCAGAUGUCUAAAAACUCCACGCUUCCUGGUGAGAACGGAGGUCCCGUCCAGCUGCUGAAGUUCUCCCCAACGUCUCACUCCAUGCCCGCUCCGGAUCGAGACGCCGGUCCGGCGGCGGACGGCUCCAUCACCAGGAUGAGCAAACGAGGCUCGCUGAGCUCAGAAGGCAGCUGGUACGACUCGCCCUGGGUGCCCGGUGCCGAGCCGAACGGCGUCGGCGUCGGCGCCUCGCCCAACAGGAUAUCAGAGACGCUUCCCUCCGUGCGCAUCGAGUACUGCGACGACCAGCUACCUCCUCUCCAUCUUUACCGGGACCCCGGCACGGCCGCCUCCUUUCCCGCCGCCAGACAUCUGACGCUUGCAAAUGAGCUCUCGUUCAAACACAGGUCCUCGUUUGUGUGCGUGAUGGAAGAACCUGUUCUCGACGAGUCCCCGGGGGCGAGGCAGUACUCUUCCUUCACUUUACCGUGUCCCAAACCCAAACCCAUCGCGGAGAACACCGGAACGAAGGAAACGGUCCGGAACAGGAUGAGGAGGCUCAGCGAUUGGACCGGGAGUUUGACCAGAAGGAAGAAGAAGUCGAAGGAGCCGCGAUAUAAAGAGCCUGUCGAUUGUUUCGACAGCGGAAUAGACGGUCUGACGGCCGACACCAGCUCGCCGUCUCAGGUGUCCAGUCUGCUGGGGUACCCCAAGGUUCCGUCCCGGGGCCGCUCCCAAUCCCAGGUGCUGCCCUCCUGCGGCGGAUCUUUCGGCGCCCUCCAUCCGGGUACGGACGCUUUGCGGCAAAACAUCUACGACAACUUCAUGAGGGAGCUGGAGACGAGCCACACGGCGGCAGGGAGCGGCGAGGAAAGAGGCGAGAACUCUGCGGAGGACACGGAGAGUAGCAGUCAGGAGACGGUGGGCUCGCUGGAGCAGCUGGAUCUGCUGUGUGAGAAGGAGCAGGGUGUGGUCAGGAGAGCUGGCUGGUUGACCUUCAAGCCUCUGCUCACGCUGCACAAAGACCGCAAGCUGGAACUGGUGGCCAGACGCAAGUGGAAGCAGUACUGGGUGACUCUUAAAGGCUGCACUCUCCUGUUUUACGAGACGUAUGGGAAAGGUUCUCCGGAGCAGGAGACUUUACCGAGUUACGCUCUGCUGGCCGAGGACGGAAUAGUCCAGGCCGUCCCCGAACACCCGAAGAAGGAGAACGUGUUCUGCCUCAGCAAUGCCUACGGAGACGUCUACCUCUUUCAGGCCACCAGCCAAACGGAUCUGGAGAACUGGGUUACCGCGAUCCACUCGGCCAGCGCGUCUCUGGUCGCCAAGCGCCAUGGUAAGGAGGACACGCUGCUCCUGCUCCAAGGGCAGAUCCGCAGUCUGCUGCAGAAGAUCGACAUGGACGGAAAGAUGAAGAAGAUGGCGGAGCUCCAGCUGUCUAUUGUAACCGAUCCAAAGAACAGGAAGGCCAUCGAGAACCAGAUCCAGCAGUGGGAUCAGAACCUGGAGAGGUUCAACAUCGAUUUGUUCCGUAUGCGCUGCUACCUGGCCAGCCUGCAGGGAGGAGAGCUGCCCAACCCCAAGAGCCUCCUGGCCACCGCAAGCCGUCCCUCGAAAGCUGCUCUCGGCCGCCUGGGGAUCUUCUCCGUCUCCUCUUUCCACGCACUGAUCUGCUCCAGAGACGAGGCCACGCUGAGGAAGCGUUCUCUGUCCCUGUCCCAGAGAAGCCGCAGUAGGAGAGGAGUGUUCUCCUCGCUCAAAGGCCUGGACAGUUUGACCAAACGCAGCCGAGAGAAGAGACCCUGCGCCUCCCAGGAUUGCAUUUCCAUGAGCUACUGCUCUCACACUGGUGCUUGUGAGGUGUUUGACAGCGCUGCAGGAGAACACUUGGGCUCAGUUCCUCCGUACAGCAGAGAGAGACUGGACGCUCUGGCUGACGGUUACUCGCUGGCUCCACCCGAUGGCAGUCAGUGGGACGGAGGAGGCGUGGCGGAGAAGCCGGUGUGGGUUUACAUGCCCGACUAUCAGGCGGUCACGGUGGCUCUGAGCGAACAGCACACGGUCACGGAGCUCCUGAACACGGCCUGCAAGGCGCGGAACCUGGACCCCAGCGUACACUGCCUGCGUCUGCGCAGAUGCUUGGACGAUCAGACGGAGAUCUGGACUCCAGCACCACACGAGCUCCUUCAGGACUUGUUAUAUGAUGAGUUGGAGGUCAGCGCUCUCAGUGUGUACACUCUCCACAUGACCAAGCACACCUGCACGGGGGAUUUUGGGUUUGCCGUUACAGGACAUGUGGACGGUCUCAGCCACAGCCGCAUCUUCGUCACUGAAGUUCUCUCCGAUGGAAUCGCCUUCGGUGAAGGUCUGAGGCCGGGCGAUGAGAUCCUGGUUCUGAACGGCUGUCAGGUGUCGUCUCUGGACCUUUCUCUCAUUCAGACCCUGUUCAGUGAGAACACGCUGCACCUGACCGUCAGACGAGAGCCGACCGCCCUAACACACACACCCCUAACACACACACGCAGCGGCCUGCGGCCAGCGAGGGACUUCCUGUACCGCCAUCAUAGAGCCAAGUCUGCUACAGACGUGUCGUGUGUGUCCGAGGCCUCGGGUAACGCCGACGUAGAGACGAGGCGACAUCAUCGCCAGAGCCUCCGAGCCGCGCAGCACAGCAAGAGCGUGGAGACUGUGUGCACGCUGUAUAACUCCUUCCAAGACGCUUCAGGUGGACUGAUGGAGGUCCGGAAGGAGACGGCGGGGGCGGACGGCGCCCUGACCAGACCCUGUCCACGACACAUGUCCGUCACCGAGAGACUGCGCAAAGUCAUCCAGGAGUUAGUGGACACGGAGAAAUCCUACGUCAAGGAUCUGAGCUGCUUGUUCGAGAUCUACCUGACGCCCCUGCAGAAGGAGACGUUUCUCACGCUGGACGAGAUGGAGAGUUUGUUUGGGAGUCUGCCGGAGAUGCUGGACUUCCAGAAGGUGUUCCUGCAAACCCUGGAGGAGAGAAUCUCCUCGACUCCGGACUUCAGCACACUCGAGACCCCUGUGCAAUUCAAGAAGCUGCUGUUUUCUCUCGGCGGAUCGUUCCUCUACUACGCCGAUCACUUCAAACUCUACAGCGGCUUCUGUGCCAACCACAUCAAGGUCCAGAAGGUUCUGGAAAGAGCUAAGACGGAUCGAGCCUUUAAGGAGUUCCUGGACGCGAGGAAUCCCACCAAGCAGCACUCGUCUACUCUCGAGUCCUAUCUGAUUAAACCGGUGCAGAGAGUGCUGAAGUACCCUCUACUGCUGCGAGAGCUGGUGUCUCUCACCGACACGGACAGCGAGGAGCACUAUCACCUCACAGAGGCCUUGAAGGCGAUGGAGAAGGUGGCCAGCCAUAUAAACGAGAUGCAGAAGAUCUACGAGGAUUACGGCACCGUGUUUGACCAGCUGGUGGUGGAACAAAGCGGUUCGGAAAAAGAGGUCACAGAGAUUUCCAUGGGAGAGUUUCUCAUGCAUUCCUCAGUGAUGUGGCUGAACCCGCUCCCGUCUCUGGGCCGCAUGAAGAAGGAGCCGGAGUUGACCGUAUUUGUGUUUAAGAAAGCCGUGAUCCUCGUCUGCAGAGAGAGCAACAAGCUCAAGAAGAAAAUGAACGUCCCACGCUCCGCCCACUCUCACGGAGAGCAGGACCCGUUUAAGUUCCGCUGGCUCGUUCCUCGCUCCGCGCUGCAGGUCAGACUGGGCAACACGGCAGAAAGCAGCUGCGUCUGGGAGCUUAUCCACACCAAAUCCGAGCUGGAGGGCCGACCCGAGACGGUGUUCCAGCUGUGCAGCAGCACGCCUGAGAGCAAAGUGAACACGGUCAAGGUGAUCCGAGCCGUUCUGAGGGAAAACGCGCGCAAAGGGAUGCGAGGAACCGAGCGGCCGGCCGAGAGAACCUCCAAAGAACAUCUCGUUCCUCUGAGGGGAAAUUUACCUUCGUCGGCUAAACUCGGUUCCUCUCGAGCAUCCUGGAUGUGCCAGAAGCCCAUCAGCGACGCACUGAAGCUUGUGCAUUUAGACACAGAUUCAGCAAGUGAGAGCAGCGGAGACCCGCCCCCUGCCCCACCCACUAACUCCACCCUCAGACACGGCAGCGUGAGGGAGUCGGACAUUCUUGGCGACAAUGACGAUGGCUUCAGCGAGCGCUUGGCUCGCCGUGACUCCACCCCCGGGUCGAUAGAGGCUCGGUUCCACGAGCUGUGCCUGAGCGACGGGGCCCGCGAGGAACCCGAAGGCCGUGAAGUGAACUCUCCCGAGACGCAGCCCCAGCUGCGACGGGCUCACUUCAGCGCUGUGAGGCGGCGGUCAGCGAGAAGCGAGCCGCGACGCAGCCCGGCGGCGCUGCUGAAUCUGAGGCAGCACAGCCACUCUCUGGACAACCCGUCCGACUCCGCGGUGGUCAGCGUCGACCUGAACGCGCUGCUCGAGAGGGACUUCAGCGUCCAGAGUCUCACGUCCGUCAUUAACGAGGACUGUUUCUAUGAAAACGGCACCACGGCUACGACCUCAUAGCGACCAAUCCGUACACUGGAGAAGGAAACUCGAAUCUGUGUUGAACGUUUAGUGAGUGAUUUUGGAUGAACUGGGCGGGGCACAUUAAAAUCACUUACUGCACCUUUAAUAGCCGGAGCAACUCACAUCACUGAACCUGUGCUUAACUUCAGGAACAACCAUCCAGAUGUUGCAUCUGUUUAUUUAGUGCCUUAUUUUUUUUCGCUGUGCUUUUAUUUGUACACGCUCGGGUCUUAGUCAUCUUAUUUAUUGAUAACUGUAUAUUCCUUUUGAACAGAAAGCCAAACUACAGGUUAAGAUUAGAUUUUCUUUUCUUCACCCCUUUGAAGUUUGCACGAGGUGUGUGUGUGUGUGUUACAGAAACAGCCUUAAAUCAAUAAGGGGUCCAUGUGUGACGUACAGAACAGUCGAGCAGCCAAUACAAUCAGCGCUGAGUGAGUUGCCAGGUAUUCUAACACAAAACAGAACCACACCAAAUAUGUAUAGUAUUUUUUAUGACUAAUUUAAUUUGAGUGCGGCGUUUCAACGAUUUGAAGUGCCGCACGCGGUAAACUGCUGUCUGUGCUUUGUACAGCCGUGCUGCAAAGAGGUUUUUAAAGGAACGACGAAUAAAAAUGUCUUUUGGUA
Messenger RNA from Ictalurus punctatus (channel catfish), 6134 nucleotides. RefSeq names its product TIAM Rac1 associated GEF 2a (gene tiam2a). The coding region runs from base 564 to 5507 and encodes 1647 amino acids. Gene Ontology annotation, cellular component: synapse; membrane. Gene Ontology annotation, molecular function: protein binding; guanyl-nucleotide exchange factor activity. The transcript has 29 exons. The record is from RefSeq and is a predicted model, not a curated record. Lineage: Eukaryota; Metazoa; Chordata; Actinopteri; Siluriformes; Ictaluridae. Gene Ontology annotation, biological process: positive regulation of axonogenesis; small GTPase-mediated signal transduction; activation of GTPase activity.